Messenger RNA from Pneumocystis murina B123, 2208 nucleotides. RefSeq lists its product as hypothetical. Gene Ontology annotation, cellular component: nucleus; mitochondrion. Gene Ontology annotation, molecular function: DNA binding; DNA ligase (ATP) activity; ATP binding. NCBI's taxonomy places the organism in Eukaryota, Fungi, Ascomycota, Pneumocystomycetes, Pneumocystales, Pneumocystaceae. The coding region runs from base 11 to 2176 and encodes 721 amino acids. The transcript has 12 exons. The record is from RefSeq and is a predicted model, not a curated record. Gene Ontology annotation, biological process: lagging strand elongation; Okazaki fragment processing involved in mitotic DNA replication; DNA biosynthetic process.
UAGGAUUUUAAUGGUUAAGUCUUCGUUUAUUAAGAAAUCAAUACUUGACUCUUUUUUCAAUACAAAUUCUAAGAAUUCAGAAAAAAAGGAUGAAUCUAAAGAUGAGAAUAAUUCAUUAGUUAAAAAAAGAAAAAUAUUUAAGGAAUUAUCAGGAAAUAAGGAAAAUAAAGGAGAUUCCGAGUCAAUUUUUCCUAAUACGAGUGAAUCUUGUUCUAUAUCAUGUGUUUUGGAAGAUAAGAAUGUAGAAAAAUCUGAAUUUAAUCAAUUUUUAUCAGAAAAUGAGAAAAAUAGUUUACAGAAAGAACCUAUUUUAUAUUCAUUUCUUUGCGAAACUUUUGAAAAAAUAGAGAGUACAUCUAAGAGGCUAGAUAUUCUUUCUUAUACUAUAGAUUUUUUGUUUUCAGUAUUAAAAAAAUCUCCGGAAAAUUUACUUCAGUGUGUAUAUUUAAUGAUAAAUAGAAUAUCAUCUGAUUAUCAGGGGUUAGAACUAGGAAUUGGUGAAUCCUUAUUAAUUAAAGCAAUUGGAGAAUCUAUGGGUCGAAGUAUAACAAAAAUAAAAGAAGAUUAUAAAGAAUAUGGUGAUCUUGGUCUUGUUGCAAUGAAUUCACGGAACAAUCAACCUACAAUGUUCAAAUUUUCGGUCCUUACUGUGCCUAACGUGUUCAAAUCUUUAAAAGAAAUAGCUACAACAUCUGGAAAGGAUUCACAAGUAAAAAAGUUGGGAAUUAUAAAAAAGCUUUUAUCAUCUGCAAAUGGGAAUGAAACAAAAUUUAUUAUACGUUCGUUAGAAGGAAAAUUAAGAAUUGGGUUAGCAGAAAAAACCGUUUUAAUAUCUUUGGCACAUGCAGUAAAAAAAAUGGAGAUUGAAAGAGAUAAUUCAAUUGUUACUCCUUCUUGUCUCACGAAUGCGGAGAAUAUUAUUAAACAAGUUUUUAGCCAGGUUCCUUCUUAUGAUAUAAUUGUUCCUACACUUCUUACUCAUGGUAUUCAAGAUCUUUCUAAAUAUUGCAAAUUGACUUCAGGAAUUCCUUUGAAACCUAUGUUAGCAAAACCUACAAAGACAAUUUCUGAAGUCCUUGAUAGAUUUGAAAAUCAUAGUUUUACAUGUGAAUACAAGUAUGAUGGUGAACGAACACAAAUCCAUCUUACAAAUAAUGGUGAAAUUAAAAUAUUUUCAAGAAAUUCAGAAAAUAUUUCAGAUAAAUAUCCCGAUAUUAUCGAAAUUAUACCAAAAGUUACUAAAGAUGGGGUAACAAGCUUUGUAUUAGAUUGCGAAUCAGUUGCAUGGGACAGAAUAAAAAAAAUGAUUCAACCUUUCCAAAUUUUAAGUACAAGAAAAAAAAAAGAAGUUAAUGUCGAAUCAAUUAAGGUCAAUAUUUGUAUAUUUGCGUUUGAUAUAUUAUAUUUAAAUGGAGAACCUCUUAUAUUUAAACCACUUAAUGAGAGAAGAGAUAUAUUGUUUCAAUCUUUUAAACCUUUAGAAGGAACUUUUUCUUUUGUUCAAUUUAAUGAUGCAAAAUCUCUAGAAGAUAUUCAAAUGUUUCUAGAAAAAAGUAUUCAAGAUAGUUGUGAAGGUUUAAUGAUUAAAAUGCUUGAUGGUGAAGAAUCAGCAUAUGAACCCUCUAAAAGAAGUAGAAAUUGGUUAAAAAUUAAAAAAGAUUAUAUGUCAAAUAUUGGCGAUUCUUUGGAUUUAGUUGUUUUAGGAGGAUUUUAUGGUAAAGGGAAACGUACAAAUACAUAUGGAGCAUAUUUACUUGGAUGCUAUAAAUCGGAUAAAGGUGUUUAUGAGACAAUUUGUAAGCUUGGUACUGGAUUUUCAGACGAAAUAUUAGAAUCGUAUGCUUCUUUUUUUAAUAAUCAUAUUUUAGAACAUAAAAAGUCAUAUUAUCAUCAUAGUGCAAAAGGUGAACAGCCUGAUGUAUGGUUUGAACCUGUAGCUGUAUGGGAAGUUUUAGCUGCCGAUUUAAGUAUCAGUCCAAAAUAUUUGGCUGCUGUCGGAAUGGUCGAUCCUAAUAAGGGUAUAUCUUUAAGAUUUCCUAGAUAUAUUAGAGCUAGAAAUGAUAAAACUCCUGAACAAGCAACAACCUCUCAACAAGUCGCUCAAAUGUAUCAGGCUCAAAUAUCUAGACUUAAAAGCACAUUUAAACAUGAUCCAGAUGAUGAUUAUGAUUAUUGAUAUAACUUUAUUCUAUUCUUAACAAAUAUUUC